Cryptococcus deneoformans JEC21 is the source of this 1031-nucleotide messenger RNA. RefSeq lists its product as hypothetical. The transcript is spliced from 10 exons. Lineage: Eukaryota; Fungi; Basidiomycota; Tremellomycetes; Tremellales; Cryptococcaceae. The coding region runs from base 34 to 957 and encodes 307 amino acids. Gene Ontology annotation, molecular function: oxidoreductase activity. The record is from RefSeq and is a predicted model, not a curated record.
CACUAUCAAAAACAAUUUUUUCGCUCCAUACAAAUGUCUGCCAGAGCUCUUUUCGAAUCUAUUAGUCAAGGUGGUUUUGAGCUGCCCAAACUUUUCAACGUAGAAGGCUGGGUUGCUGUUGUCACUGGCGGCGGAACCGGUUUAGGACUCGUCACAGCCACCGCUUUAGCUGAGAACGGGGCUAAAGUAUACAUCACAGGAAGAAGGGAAGAACCUCUCAAAGCCGCCGCUGAAAGUUAUGCCAAAUCGGGGAACCAGGGAAGAGGGACCAUCGUUGCUGUUCAAGCUGAUGUCAGUACUAAAGAGGGUAUCCAAAAAUUCGUUGAAGAGAUUAAGUCAAAGGAGAAGUGGGUCAAUGUUCUGAUAAACAACCACGGAGUCUCCCUCGGAUGUGCCAAUAUCGACGAUUGCGAACAAACCCCCGAAGGACUCUCAAAGCAGAUGUUUGAAGGAGAAACCUUCGAGUGCUGGCUCAACACUUACAAAAUCAACACUGCUUCAUACCAUUUCACAACAUUCGCUUUCCUUCCUCUACUCGCUGCGGCCAAAACAGUGGGUGGGUCCCCCGAACCUGGAAACAUCGUCAACUUGUCCUCAAUGUCUGGUAUCACCAAAACUUCUCAGAGGGGUCAGUUCAACUAUAAUGCUGGAAAAGCUGCUACUAUCUCCCUUUCUAAACAGCAAGCUGCUGAAUUUGCUCGACGAGGUUUAGGUAUCCGAGUGAACUGCAUCUGCCCAGGAUACUUCCCAUCUGGAAUGACUAUAAUUCCACCAGAGAACAACACCGGCUCAGACGCUCAUUUCAAAGAGUUCAGAAACCAGUGGGGUAUCCCACUUGGAAGACCUGGAAAUGCUAUUGAUUACGCUCAGUGUAUCUUUGGUGUUGUCACUAAUCAAUAUGUCACCGGAGCUGAGAUUGUCAUUGAUGGUGGAUGGUUAUUGGAAGAGGCUUUCUAAACUGCUCAGAUUCCUUGCACAAUUUCCAUAGUAAUAUUGUUAUGAGAAUUGCAUACAUGCACUACAUAUACAUA